Messenger RNA from Arabis nemorensis, 414 nucleotides. The record is from the annotation of a GenBank genome assembly. Lineage: Eukaryota; Viridiplantae; Streptophyta; Magnoliopsida; Brassicales; Brassicaceae.
AUGAUGCGAGCCAGCUUUCACGUGAUGACUCCUCUGGUGGGAAUAAGAGAGACCACAUUCACAAGGAGACGCGUUCGUAGACCAAAUGGUGACUGGCUCGUGUUUGACUUGCCCAUGAACGACAACGAGCAGCAGCUGCCUUUCAUACGCGGUUGCCUGGUGAGCAGAAAUGAUGACCAGGUUCCCGGAAUCUCACGUGUAACUUGGUUACAACUAGCGCAAUACAGACUUCCUGUUGAAGCCGGGCUGCUUGAGGGUGGUCGAGGCUUCGGGUCUCGCCGUUGGUUUGAGACGUUGGCCAGAGAAUGCCGGCUUGCAAGAGGAAGAAAGACAGUUUCUUGUUUUGGCUCAAAGGAUGACCCGCAUCUUCUGCUUGGGCAUCUCCGGGCCGGUCGUUUGAUACAGAUCCGAUAA